UAUUUUUAUUUACUAUGAAUUUUUAAACAAAUGUGAAGAAAUGGCUAUUAAUUUUUAUAUUAAUAAUCUUUAAGUAUAAUGGCGUCGACUACCGGAGUUAGAAAUUCCGAAAAUAAUGAUGUUUCUUCAGAUGAUGAAGUUUUAUCAGUGAUCAAAAGUAAAGUCAAGAAGAAAACCAAUAAAAGGAAAAGACCUCCAAGAAAAACUUAUAUUAAUGAUGAUGACGAUGAAGAUGACGAUGAUGAAAUUAUGCCGCAUGUGUUCGUCGAUGUGAGGGUCGAAGAAGUAGAUGACGGUCCUUUAGAUUUUAGUGGGUAUCGUAAAGAAAAUAUCUCCACAUCUCAAACAAAAGCACAAAAGAAAUGUAGGAAACGCAACAUAGUCAAUCCAAAAAAGAAGAGAAGAUUGUAUGAAUGUCCACAGUGUGAUGCUGUGUUUGAACAAAAUGCAGAUCUCAAGGAUCAUUCCAAAGAACACCAGGUUGUUACCAGACACAAAUGUGAGCCGUGUGGACGGUACUUUAACAAGGCAUUCAGCUUGCGACUGCACAGCCGCGUGCACAUGGAGAAGGUGGAGAUAUGUCCCAUCUGCGGUGCUGCUUACACUCUCAGGAUCAAUAUGCUGAGACAUUUAAACACUCACGAAGCAACACUACCAUGUUCUUUGUGCCCAAUGAAGCUACAUACAAAGGAGCUGUUGGAAGAACAUUUGAUUGCCCAUGAAACAAACAAUACAGAAGUGUUACUACAGAAUGCCAAACUUGAAAGUAAAGCAAAAUUAAAAGCGAAAAGUAAGCUAGCUCAGGCCACAACACCAAACAAUAUAUCUAUGCAAAACUCCAUAAAACUAGAAGUAGAAUCAGAGGACAAUGAAACGAGCGACGUUUUCAACACUUCCAACAAGUAUGAGGUGUAUUUGAAGAGAGAGGAGCUGAGCCAUGCAACGCAGUGCGCCGUCGUCAGCAAGAUGCACAAGGGCCGGCCCGUGCCCGAUAUCUGCAGGCUCUACAGCCUCACGCCCGAAGUCGUCAACGAGAUCUGGGAGGACCGCGACAAGUACACGCUGCCCAAGAAAGCUGGCAAGAAAUACAUGAACAGCAUCUUGGAUUCCAGAAUAGUCGAGUGGUUCCACAGCCAGAGGGCGAAAGACGUCCAAGUCUCCGGCAAAAUGCUGCAGGACAUCGCGGAGUCCUUCGCCAAGGAGAGCGGCUUCGUCGCCUUCAACGGCAGCAAGAAGUGGCUGGAUCGCUUCAAGGCCAAGUACAAAAUAUCGCUGAGGGGCACCCCGCCCAAGAGAGACUACACGAAUAUUGCAUUCGGAUGCAAGUGGAAAAACCUGUUCUUCAAGGAGACCUGGUGCGACGUCCGCCUCGGUUUCGCCGACGACGAUAUUUACACCGCAGACGAGAUCGGCUUCUACUACAAUCCUUCCAAAGGGCGGAUAAAGAAGAUGUCCGGAAAGAAAUUCAUCCAGGGGUACGUGAAGGACCGCCUGGCGAUAUUCGUGUGCGCCAACGCGAGCGGCAGCGAUAAGCGGCGGCUGGUGGUCUGCGGCACCGAGGACCCCCUGGUGCACUCCCACCGCCACCCCGACACCCUGCCAGUCACCUACAUACGCCACGCGCAGGCGCACUUCACCACGCAGAUGUUCGAAGAGUACGUCAAGUACUGGAACAGGGAGCUGCAGGCCGCCGGCAGGAAGGCCAUCCUCGUCCUGGACAGGGCCACCGUACAUUCCAAGUUGGUGCUCUCCAACCUGAAGAUGGUUUUCGUCCCGUGGAAGGCCUCCUCGGGCCUCAUCCCCGUGAGGAACGGCAUCUUCGGCAGGUUCCGCGACGAGUUCCGCCGCCUCAUCCUAAUCGAGAAGAGCAUGAAUGCGGUGCGCGGCGUGGACCGCAACCUGACCUGCCUGGAGGCGCUCAACCUGGUGCAGAAGGCCUGGGAGCGGCUGCCCCCCCACGUCGUCAACGACGGCUUCGUGUCCACCGGGUACGACGUGCAGCGUGCGCCCGAGCCCCGGCCGCAGCCUCCGCAGCCGGGCCGCGCGCCCGCUGACGAGCACGCGCUGUGCCGGCUGCUGCGCGACUACGACGUGCAGCCCUACUACGCGGACCUCGCGCACCUCGACAUGUACCUCACCGUGGACGAGGAGCUGCUCACUGGCCAAGGCACCAACGGCUCCGUCUUCGGCGGCAACCAUAAGGCCGUCGACCCCGCGGCGCGGGAGCGCGAGCGCGAGGAGCUGCUGCCCAUCGGCACGGAGCGCCCGCCCUGCCCCGCCGCGGAGCGCCUGCUGGCCCGCGCCCGAGCCCGCGCCGACCUCCACAUCGUCAGGACCUUCCUGCAAACCUCCGACACCCCCUUCGCCGCCUACCGCCACUUUCUCGCCAUUGAAACAUUCCUUCUGAGAAAUCCUUUCGACGAGGAGUCCUAGCGGAGCGCGGCCCGGCUCCGCACCAGCCUCGGAUACGUGCAGAUGAUAAAUGUCUGGUGGCAUUCUUAAUUUAGGGGUAUACAAAUAUUUUCAAUUAGUCCCAAAUGAAUUUGUUUGUCAUUUUUACAUUUUGUAAUAUAGAUGUAACAAAAAUAUCGUUAUGAGAUUUAUAAAUGUUUUAUAAUGCACGUCAGGAUUCAAAAUGAUUAAACAAUGUGGUAGCGGAGGCAGGGAGCGGCUGUCAGUGCAGUGUCUGAUAAACAACGGACUGUGUGCAGUGUUCAUUGUGUUGUGGUUCACCUUGUGUGACAGUGUGCGCGACACGCGGUGUUGCUCGAUUUGUUUGUUGAUAGCUAAAAAUCAACAUUUUAUUUUUAUGUAACUUUUUCGAUCAUUCGAUUAUACAACGAUUGUUUAAAAUUAUAUUUGUGAAGCAAUAUCGUGAUGUAGUGCUUUGGUGCCGUGACAUUUUGUUGGAAACAUAACAAUGUGACUGCAGUAUUUUAUAAGCAAAAAUGAAGCAAUAUCAAGAAGGUUAGGAGCAUCGUCCACAGCUGUUAUAUGUGUUCUAUUGAACAUACAAAUAUUUACAUGUAUUAUAUGUUUAUCUAUAUUGUAAAUUAACGACACAUUUUUUGUUUGUUGACGUAAUGACGCCUGUUAAGUUUGUGUUAAUAUUUUUAAUGAAAGUAAUUUUACACAUAAAAUAAUUUUUUAAAUUUCCUUAGAUAAUAUGCCUCAUACUAAAAUGAGCACUUUAAUUUGUUGUCAAAUUAUUAAAACUCUCGUAGAUCAAUAAUAUAAAGUAAUCAACUAGGGCUCACACUUCACAUAAGUCAGUCUGCAGUCGGCGCAGACUUGUGCCUCCUGUUGUGCAUAACAAGUGAGUCAAACUUUUUUAAUUACUUUAUAAUUUUGAUGUGUAAAAUAUAUUAGUAGUGAUUUAAUUAAUAAAAUAAUUUAAUAGUUUGUUGUGAUAGUUCAAAUUUUCUUAGUAAUAUAAAAUAAAAGAGAUAAUGUUAUAAGAGAAAGCUUCACCUAGUCGCUGUACAAGGCAGAGGCAACGUCGCGGCUUUGCGACAUGCGCGGGGAAUGUCUUUUGGUUAUCUUUAGGUUUAAUAAGAGUAAAUUUACAUUUCAAAUAAACCAUUUAGAAA
Molecule: messenger RNA, 3590 nt
Organism: Papilio xuthus (Asian swallowtail)
Lineage: Eukaryota; Metazoa; Arthropoda; Insecta; Lepidoptera; Papilionidae
Exons: 5
Coding region: 79-2433 (784 amino acids)
Cellular component (GO): nucleus
Molecular function (GO): DNA binding
Source: RefSeq, a predicted model, not a curated record